GACUCGUGCUUGCAGAUCAUUAGGCUUUCGUCAGUUUUGUCUUCUUUUUAGCGAUGUUUCUUCAAAUAUUUCACUGCUGCUAUGGCUAAAUUUGAAAAGAAAGCCGUACGCGAUUACCUGUCAAAGUUCUUGGCGUUUAGUCAGCUUUCCAAUGAAGAAACUCGAACGAAAAUCAACUUCGUUUUGGAUCAGCUGAACGCAUCCGAUAACUUGGAAAAAUUAAUUUCAAAUCCUUCCGAUAUAUCAGCGUUGGUUAUCAAAGGAUGCAACAUUAUCAAUGGUGAAUUUUCAAACCAGCAUUUGUUAGUGAAGUUUUUUCGCAUCGUUGGCAGAAUAUUAUCGAAACAAGAGACCGUUCUAGAGGAAAGAACCCUGAACUUAUUGGUUGAACGUGUUCUCACUUCCGCAGCAAACUGCUCAACUCUUGAUUUGUACGAAUAUUUGAAGUUACUCAGCUCACUGUUGCAUGGAAACGGGGUCAAAUGCAGACAGAAUUAUGAUGCACUUCUCAGCGAGCAAGGAUUUCUUUUAAAAUGCGCAGAAUCAAGAAAUUUUGAUGUUGAGACAAAAAAGAUGGCACUGAACUGCAUUAGUAAUAUCUGUAUGAAGGAUUCAAACGGUUCCUGUAUUCCAGAAGAAUAUGGACUCAUUGCGUUGUCAACCGUUCUUCGCAUUAUGCAGACUCCCCGGAGCAAAGAUAUGACAAGAGACGACCAUUGCAAAUUGAUUGAAGUUUGUUUAAAAGCGAUUCAAGAUAUUCUUCCUUGCAUAAAGACGAAAUUAAAACGUCAUCUGGGUCAGUUAAUCUUCGCAAUUAAGAAUUUCAUGUUUUACGGUUUUCCUGAUCAUGAAACCUCCUCGGAUUUCCUGUCGUCAUCUCCUCGGGAAUCUUCGUCGGAUAUUGAAUCGGAUGAUCUUUCCUUACUCCAAGUAUCUCUAAAUCCUGUGAAAGAAAGAGCUUUUCCCGCUCGUGCAGCUUUGAAGAAAAAAACGCGGCAAAAACGACGACAGAAAAACGCCGACAAAAAUGACGCUCUUACAGUGAACAUACAAGCCAAUGAAACUCUCAGGAAUGCUGAGCUGAGCUGGCGACUUGAUAAUUCUAUGAAUUCAACUCUGGUCAAUCCAGCUGCAUCGAGCUCAGAGUCCGACUGCUCCGAUGCGGAAUACGGCCAAAUUCGACGUUUAAGGUCUUCUUCAGCUCGUGUGAGAUGUUUAUCUCUGAUGUGUUUACAAGCUAUUAUAAAGAAUUCAGAGAAAAAAGAUCUUUUUGGCUUUUGGUCGUGUUUUUUUCCGGAUUCCGACAAUUCUCGAUCUUGGUCAUUAUUUACCAUCAUUCAAUGCGAUGCCAUUACAAAGAAUCGUAUGGCAGCGAUUUCAGUCGUCAUGGAUCUUCUUGAUGGAUGUAAACCAUUCUUGAGCGCCGCGGAUGAUAGUGACUAUAAACAGUCGUCAUCCCGUCCAUUUACAUCUUUCUCUUCGCGUCUUGGUUCCAUGAUACACGAACUUCACAGACUUGUUGAUUUCAUCACCGUGGAACAAUCAGACGCUGUGAGAUGUCUGCUUGUCAAGUGUUUGGCUUUGCUCAUUCUGAAUUCUCCCUAUCAUAAACUACAAAAUGGCAUGUUGACAAAAAUAGUUACCACAAUCCGACCAAUUUUGAAGGAAAACGACUUGGCGCAAAAACAAUCGUGUUUUGUGUGUCUCAGUGCCGUCCUAACUGUCGACGCUCCACUUGAAGAGGUCAUACGAAACAUGCAAAAAGAUGAUGUCGCAACUUGUAAAAGAGAUUCCGAACUUUUGUCGAAACAUGUCGAAAGGACACCGCCGUGCUCCGAAAGUUCUUUGCCCUGGCUUUUAGUGGAAUGUUUUGUUGUGCUUGAAGACAGUUUUGAAGAGCGUAAGAUCGACGAUGAAGAGUCAAUUAUGAGCAUUCGUUCUGAGGUUCUGCUCUUGUUGACUGUGUUCGUGCGAAAUUAUUUCAUGUUGCUAAGAUCAUUUAUUGCCCCUAUAACGAUGGCAAGUCGGCAAUGUAUCCAAUCAUCCAGUUCUACACUCAAGGUUAAUGCUAUCAAGUUACUACAGGAAGUGGCACGAAUUAUGUACAAAACAUUGACGACAGAUGGCGUGGAAACAAUGGCGACUGAGAUUUUUGAGUUUUGGUCCAAUCUUCUUGAAGGAGAGCUUUUAGAAAUCUUGCAAUCACAAGAUCCUUUAGAAAAGAAGGCGAAGUCUGCAGCUUGCGAUUGUUUAUCUGAUAUUGGUUCGACGGUACUCGAAGGGAUUGCUUUGGAUAAGAGAAUUUUGAUCAUUACCAUCUUGCUUGGGAUUGUCCAUGACGAUGAUGGAUAUGUAAGGGCGGCGUCAAUUCGUUGUCUUGGAGUGUUUGUUUCGUACCCACUGCUACGGGAUGAUGUGGUUUUUGUUACCGAUGCAGCCAGCGUUGCUUUGAACGGCUUGAAUGAUUCUGUGUUGUUAGUCAGAAUGCGAGCAGCAUGGGCUCUGGCAAAUAUCAGCGAUGUAUUGGUCCUAAAUAGAAACUCCGAGGACUCGACGUUUGUUUAUGGUUUUUCGGAAUCGUUGUUUUUUCGUUUGGUUGACGGUUCUUUAAAAGCGAGCGAGGAUAGCGAGAAGGUGCGCUGUAACCUCGUGCGCACGUUGGGGAAUCUUGGGAGAUAUUUUACUGUGGAACACAUGAAGGAGAAGAUCAUGAAAGAGGCAUUGGAAAAAAUGUACACUGUCUUGUCUAAGUGCAUCUCGAAUUCUCAAAUGAAGACACGGUGGAAUGCUUGCUAUGCCGCUGGUAAUUUAUACAGUAAUAUAUGUUUACCUAACGGACAGACCGCGGGCUCAAUCCAGCUACUGGAUUCGCUACUUACCAGUAUAUCGACGUGCAAAAAUUUCAAGGUACGGAUUAACGCCGUCAACGCCAUAGCUGUACCUAGGUCACGUGAUUGCUAUGGCAGCGAAGAGCAGUUCCAGAAAGUCUGGUGUUGCCUUCUCGAAAGUCUAUCGGCAACUGAAACCAUUUCGGAUUUCUCAGAAUUUCGUUAUCGUGAUAACUUAAGACAUCAGAUAUGUUUAACUCUUUGUCACAUAACAACUUUAAUCGAGACGGAAGAUAUAGAAAUGAUUGCUAGUACCUUGAAAUCACAUGAAAAAAACGUCAUCAAGCAUCUCACAAAUCAUUAUAGAGAUCAGUUAUCAAAGAGUGUAGAAGAAGGUUGUUCCAACGAGGCAACUUCUUGCAUCGUACGCACUGAUUGCGCCUUUCUUGUUGCGUACGAACAUGCGAUGACGUUCGCAUCAAGGGCAGCGGUAACAGUUCAAAAUGUUUACGCCGAAGCGAAACUCAGUGCAGAAAGACAUUUCAGCGGGGAUGAGCGAUAGCAGGAGUCGAGGUUAGUUCUUGACGAUAUUAUAAUCUCUGUGCUGGGGCUAAAAACCUGUAAUGCAAAGGGUUACGAGUUUUCAGUCUGUAAUCCACAGUAACGGUGUUUAAAAUGCGGCAAUUUCCAAUACACUGUGGUAAAAUCGCAAUGUUUAAGUUCUCGUUUCUUAUUCCCCGACAUUUUUUGAAUAUCGGCCGCUUUUACCUUGAUUUUACCUUGAUGCAAUGCGUGGUUCUUUUCGGUCGAUUUCAAUUCCAAAUUUAUUAUCAAAGGAAGUUUGUUCGACGGAUCUUCUCAGUCUGUAUCAGAGUGGAAUCAAUGAUCGUCUAAAGGUUCUUGCCUUUCAGAAUUUCCUAAAAAUCAAUUCUGUAUUUGUCAAUUACCGACGUUCAGUAAGCUUGCUCGUGAAUGAUUGAGCGACUUCCAAUUUUUCACUCCAAAAACCAGCUCGCCUUUUGUCAAACGGCUAUGUAAAGUGGGCUUACUUUUUAUCCGCUGACCGCUUAAGGUUUGUGGGCUCACUUCUUUCAAAUGUCCCUUCAAUUCGCGUACGAGCCGUAGUUGAACUUCGCCAUCUUUCGUCGUCAAUAUCGGCCUGUACAAACACAGAUGUUCAUUUUUGGACAAAGUUUCUAAAACUUGAUCUCCGAGUUUUUUACAACGUUGUUUUCGUAAUUCGUCCAUCUCUUCUCUGUUUUUUGAUAUUUUCUCAUUGACAUUUUGAUUGUUUAAACUGCUUGCUCUUGAAACUGGCGGAUUUUUAUAAUCGAAGUUUGCUGGUUUCACGCAGCGUAUUUCCCCACUUCGUCUUUUGUCUUCUUCCUUCUCCAUUGGCAGUAACUCGCUUCGUGUGACUCUCCUUAUUUGUACUUUUGUUACGAAGGGAUAGUGUGUUUCACUCUUUGCGUUUUUCAACUCAGGUUUUUCAAUUGGUUUCAAUCUUUUAGCUGUUGUUACUGCUCUCUUUUGUAUAAGUGUUUCACUGGCCAUAGUUUUUCUUCGGAUUUCUUAAAGAGAUAAUUUAUUAUAACAUCCCAUGAUGCAUCACAUUUCACGAACAUUACAUACUAUUAUAAAUAUUCACGUAUUAUUAUAUACAUUUGAACAUUUUGUGUUGUGAAUACAUCAAAAGACAUUUUCACAAUUUAA
Messenger RNA from Xenia sp. Carnegie-2017, 4541 nucleotides. RefSeq names its product HEAT repeat-containing protein 6-like. Lineage: Eukaryota; Metazoa; Cnidaria; Anthozoa; Malacalcyonacea; Xeniidae. The transcript is spliced from 20 exons. The record is from RefSeq and is a predicted model, not a curated record. Bases 82 to 3390 code for a protein of 1102 amino acids.